AUGCGACCGUACGCACUUGCAUUUGGAGCAGGAAAUAUACCAACUCCCGACAGAAUAUUCACAGCUGAGGAGUUACUCAAAUACGACGGACGCGAUCCAGACACCCCAGUCUACAUCGGCUUCAAUGGUUUUGUAUACGAUGUGAGUGCGGGUAGGCAGUUUUAUGGCCCCGGUGGCGGCUACGCAUUCUUUGCUGGCAAGGAUGCUACACGGGCGUAUAUCACCGGCAACUUCGCAGAAGAUCUUGUUCCGAAUGUCGACGGUCUAAGAGAAAAUCAACUCAAAGAACUUAAAACGUGGCAAGACUUCUACGAUUCACAUGCCGAUUAUUUCCGAGUGGGAAAUAUGGAUUAUAAAAUAUUGGAGAGCGAUACAAAACCCGAAUCGGAAGAAGCGGCGGCCGACAAUGCGGAAGGUGAACCAGAGAUGAGUACGAAGGAAACGAAGCCGAAAAGCGAGUUAUGAAUAAAUUAAUACCAAAUUAGCCUGUUUUGAACCACAUUAUGAACACAGGCAUCUUUUAACAAUUUUACUUAUAAAAUC
Sphaeroforma arctica JP610 is the source of this 543-nucleotide messenger RNA. RefSeq lists its product as hypothetical. NCBI's taxonomy places the organism in Eukaryota, Ichthyosporea, Ichthyophonida. The transcript is spliced from 4 exons. The record is from RefSeq and is a predicted model, not a curated record. Gene Ontology annotation, cellular component: membrane; endomembrane system. Bases 1 to 465 code for a protein of 154 amino acids.